This is a messenger RNA of Carassius auratus (goldfish), 1281 nucleotides long. RefSeq lists its product as uncharacterized. Bases 191 to 985 code for a protein of 264 amino acids. The transcript is spliced from 6 exons. NCBI's taxonomy places the organism in Eukaryota, Metazoa, Chordata, Actinopteri, Cypriniformes, Cyprinidae. The record is from RefSeq and is a predicted model, not a curated record. Gene Ontology annotation, cellular component: cell-cell junction; membrane.
UUUACGCCACAGGAAAGGGAAAAGGGAAACGCCUAAAGACCUUUAACUCUGUGAACGGAGCACACGAGUUCAGACUACAGCAGUCCUGCAGAGACACAAACAUGUUUGCUGUGGGAGCGUCGCUCUAGUGUUUUAUGGGACAGGAAUUUCUGGAUACAACAGUCUCUUUCAGGAAGUUACGAGAGGUGACAUGGACCUAGGACUACAGCGAUUCAUCAGGACUGUCCUGCUUCUGCACGUCUGCUGGCUCUGGAGCGGCCAGUGUUUGUCCGUCUACUUCACAAACCAGCAGUCUCUGUAUGUGAUCGAAGGCCAGAAUCUGAUCCUACAGGCACAAAUCCAGCUGCUGGAUGGGGAACACGUUGCUAAAGUGACAUGGGACCACGUCGCAAAGACUUCUGGGAUGAGUUCAACAUUGGCCGAGUUUCCUCGUAAAGUCAAAGAUGGGAGAGUGACUCUGGAACAACAGGGAGCCACGCUGAAGAUCAGAGAUUAUCAAGCGGCAGACGCCGGCGUCUACACGGUCACAGUUACAGAGCAGUCAGGACAGAGACGAUCCGCACAGAAAACCGUUCAAGAAUAUCUGGCGGUGCAUCACGUGUCUGUGAUGGUGAAUGUGUCUCACUGGGUUCUUCACUGUAUGGAGGCCUGGGGAACUGAGCCCACCUUCACUUGGCUGCAUGAGAAAGUGGUUGUAACGGAGAAGGUGGGUCGUGUUUCGGCAGAUGGGACGUCUCUGUAUGUCUCCGGCAUCUUCUGUGGACACUUCACCUGCGUUGUGAGCAACAAACUGGGACACAGUUCAGCCACAUACACCGCAGAGGCGUGUGAAAGCUCAAACGGGAGCAUGACUGCGGUCGUUGUGUUUCUGCUGCUGAUACUGACGCUCGCAGCCGCAUCUCUGGCCUUUAUACUGUGGAGGAGACACAGGCUUGGAUAUAACAGAAGGGAGAGACUGAGAGAGCCGUGUGAAGAGUCUCUGUGAUCCUGUGACACUGACGAGAGAUGAUGGACUGCCAGCCGCUUGACGCUCUCAGCACACCUUUUUAUACGUGACUGAUCAAUGCAUUAUUGACUUUUGGUAUGAUAUUAGACUCCCUGGAAAGAUAUUUAUGCAUAUUUAUUUAACCAAGUUAGACUAGCAUCAUCAGGAGGUUUAGUUAAUGCAAUCCUUUCUGAAAUACUUGAUUCUGAUUGGUCAGUUAUGACAUUAACAUGAUGGGCACUUAACUAUUAAUUGACCAUUGUCCCGUAUCAAUAAAUUACUAUUUGACUAAGUAA